Molecule: messenger RNA, 2041 nt
Organism: Phlebotomus papatasi
Lineage: Eukaryota; Metazoa; Arthropoda; Insecta; Diptera; Psychodidae
Gene: clt
Product: acetylcholinesterase
Exons: 6
Coding region: 248-1972 (574 amino acids)
Source: RefSeq, a predicted model, not a curated record
GUUUUUAGUAAAUAUUUUUCAAUGUCGUAAUGGACUUCUAAUACCGAUUUUCUCUUAUCAUUUCUACAUUAUAUACCACGUGUUUUGUGCCAAUCACACUUAAAAGAGCUUCCAUCUCACCUUUACGGUGAUUCUAUUAUAAGUGAGUGAUUUUUCUGUGUGUUUUUUACGGUGAAUUCUUCCGCCAAGAAAAGUCCAAAGAACACGGGAGUCAUUGAACUUUUUCGCAAGGAAUUCAGGUCAAAACAUGGCAAUAAAUCUCAUUAAAUUCAGUACUAAUAGUUAUAUUAAAUCGCAAAUCAGAUUAGUGAGAAAUAUGAGUACGGUCGAAGUGAAUGUGAAGCAGGGAAGGAUUCGUGGUCUCAAGGGCAGUCUCCGCAAUGGGGCACCAUUUUAUGCCUUCAAGGGCAUCCCCUAUGCCCAUCCACCCAUUGGACAGCUGAGAUUCAGGCCCCCUGUGGCUCUAGAAAGCUUUCCGGAUGAAGUUCUUGACUGCACGAAGGAGGGAGAUCCCUCUGUCCACAAGGAUCCCUACACAGCAAAAUUAGUGGGAUCCGAGAACUGCCUGUUCUUGAAUGUUUACACUCCAAAAUUGGAGGAUCGGGCUCGGGCAGGAGCUUGCAAAUUGCCGGUAAUGGUCUGGAUCCAUGGAGGAGCCUUUAUGAUGGAUUCCGGGAGUGAGAAUCUUUACUGUCCGGAAUAUCUCAUCCAAGAGGAUGUCAUUGUUGUGACUCUGAACUAUCGUUUGGGUCCCCUUGGGUUCCUUUUCUAUCCUCGAAAAGGCAUCACGGGCAAUGCAGGGCUGAAGGAUCAACUUUUGGCCCUGAAAUGGGUCAAUGAAAAUAUUGAAAAAUUCGGUGGAGAUUCCCAAAAUAUUACGUUGUUUGGGGAAAGUGCUGGAGGAGCAUCAACUCAUCUUCACUUGCUCUGUCCUAAAUCUCAGCCAUAUUUCCACAAGGUUAUUUGCCAAAGUGGAACGUCGCUGAUGGAAUGGGUGAUGCAGGAAGAUCCUGAGGGUAAAGCUGAACGCCUGGCAAAAAUUGUUGGAUGUCAGUCUAAUUCAGAUGAGGAGAUUUUUGCAUCCCUAAUGAGUGCAACUCCUGAAGAUUUGGCUAUAGGGGCUAUUAGAACAUUGUCUGAGGAUGAGAAACGCCGGGGAUUGCCUAUUCCCUUUAAGCCAGUUGUUGAACCUCCUGGUGAUGAUGCUUUGCUCACAGAUACUCCUCUCAAUCUUGCUACAGCCCUCAAAUCCAUUGAAAAACCCAUGAUUAUUGGGCAUAACGCUAAGGAAGGCAUUAUAAUGCUUCUGGAUGCUGUGAGAAAAAUUGAUCUUUUUGACGAGGACUUAGCGAGAAUCGUUCCGAAAUCCUUAAAUGUUGUCCAGGGGAGUAGGACGUGUGAGAGAGUGACUGAAGAAAUGAGAAAAUUCUAUUUUUCCGGUGAUAAAAUUACAAAAAAAUCCAUUGUUGAACUUACGGAUUUGCUCUCGGACUACCAUUUCGUGAUUGCCAACCAUGUAACGGCCGAAAUUCACGCGAGGAAAGAGCACAGAUCCCCCAUGUUCUUCUACCGAUUUUCAUACGAUGGAGAACUCAAUCUGCCCAAGAGACUCUUUGGACUGGGUCAGAACAAGGGAGCUUGCCACGGUGAUGAUAUGUUUUACCUUUUCAAGAUGAAGAUGAUGGACAUGGAUGUGGAUGAAAAGUCAGAAGCUUUCAAAAUGCGGGCGACUAUGUGUCGUCUAUGGGCAAAUUUUGCUAAAUAUGGGAAUCCAACACCACCACAGGAUACCAGUCUACCAUUCAAGUGGACUCCUGUGGAGCCAGUGCCAAAGGGAGGACAAUAUAGACUCAAUGCUCUGGACAUUGACCGGGACAUUGGGAUGAUUGUGGAGCCGGAAAAGGAGAGAAUGGACUUUUGGCGAAAACAAUUUAAACUCUGGAAUGAGAGUUUUCUAAAGCCUAAACUAUAAAAGAUAUACUCAAAUUUUGUGAAAUGGGGAAAAGGGACAAUUCGGAAAUACAUAUAUACAUAUAUAUCA